Oncorhynchus tshawytscha (Chinook salmon) is the source of this 992-nucleotide messenger RNA. RefSeq names its product golgin subfamily A member 6-like protein 10. The record is from RefSeq and is a predicted model, not a curated record. The transcript is spliced from 2 exons. Lineage: Eukaryota; Metazoa; Chordata; Actinopteri; Salmoniformes; Salmonidae. The coding region runs from base 13 to 354 and encodes 113 amino acids.
GAAGAGGAAGGGAUGAGAGAAGAGGAGGCACACCAGGAGGAGGUGGAGGAAGGGAUGAGAGAAGAGGAGGAGGCACUCCAGGAGCAGGAAGAGGAAGGGAUGAGAGAAGAGGAGGAGGUUUGUAAAGAAGAGUCCCUCCAGCAGGAGGAUGUGUGUGAGGAAGAGGAGGUGAUGGCGGUACAGGUGAUGGGAGGUGAGGAGGAGGAAGGAGUGGCAGAGAAGGAAACCUUUGUAACAGAGGAAGCUAUGGAAACAGAGGAUAAAGAACCGCAUGUGGACAAGGAGGACAUCCCGGUGGAGGGGUUGGAAACCGGACAGAAAGAAACAGAGGAAGACAAGAUGAAGGGUAAAUGAAGAAAAUACAUUCUCUGACAACAAAAAAUGGAAAUCCUAGGUGUCAAGUAGCAGGAGAGGAAAAUCUUGUGUUGUCGUCAAAAGAAAAAACAAAACAAAAGAUGCUGCCGUGUUGGUGCCGUGUGUCGGUCCUCUACUGUGUUGAAACCCAGGUGUGCCUGAGAUAGACUAAAAAGAAGGGACUUUUGCUCCUGAAAAUAAUAUCGGUGUUACCUUGUUUAUAGACGUAUUAUACAUUUUUGUAUAAAAGUUACAGCUGACCUUUCAAUUAUUUUGUUACUGAGAGUGAGACAUCUGAUCCCAGGUCAUUUAUGUUUGUCAGUGUUAUUUUUGACUAAUUUUGCCACUCUUGUUUUAACCUUUUAACCUGUACAGUUGAAGAAACAUUUCUAUACAUUUUUAUUGCCAAUGAUGAUGUUUGCUAAAAUCAGUAUUUUAUUGAGUUGAAAAACAAAAACAAAGAAAAAACUGCACUACAGUAAUCCUGGUUUACCUAUGGAUACGACAUGCCUGAUGUGUUGUCCACCCUUCAGUAUUAUUAUGUUCACACUAGCUGUACAUCCUCUUCAUGUUAGCUAACGUUAGCAUAGCAUUUUGUUUUCACUUGGUUUGUUAACAUUAAGAAGAAAAGAGGAUUC